AUGCAGCCUUUCGUUUUGACUGUUGCUGCCGUGGCUACACUGCUCGGUUCGGCUGUUGCAAGUCCAGUGCAGCCAGGUCGAGUGCAGACUAGCACUGGCGGAACAAUCAUUGGACACGGGGCAUCAAACAAGACAAGCGUCACCGAAUUCUUGGGCAUCAGAUAUGCCGAAGCACCUGUCGGCGUGUUGAGAUUUGCAGCUCCGAAGAAGUAUGUGGCGCCCCAAGGUAGUGUCUUUGAGGCCUCUGAGUGGUCGGCAGACAGCGACUGCCCAUCAAACAAGCCACCAGUAAGCGCGUUCCCGAACUUCACCCAGCCUUCUGGGUUGCGUGUGUGGAAGAACUUUGCCGCCCAGAACAGUAACCCUACGUCGGAAGACUGCCUGAAGCUCAACGUCUGGACAAAGAACGCUGGAAACACCAGUGCAAAGAAGCCUGUGUUGGUGUUCCUCCAUGGAGGGCGUUUCCAGAUCCCUGGCCCCCACAGCCCAUUAUACAUUGGUCAGUACCUGGCCGAUGCGCAGGAUGUAGUUGUAGUCACUCCCAACUACCGUCUCGGUGUGUUUGGCUUCUCAGGUGCCCCAGGUAUUGAAGCAAAUGCUGCACUGAAAGACCACCGGGCUGCUGUGGAGUGGGUGCGCGACAACAUUGCAGCGUUCGGUGGCGACCCCUCUCGCAUCAUCAUUCUCGGCCAGAGUGCUGGAGGAGCAAGCGUCGACUACUGGUCCUUUGCUUGGAAGAGGGAUCCUAUUGUCGCCGGCUUGAUCCCAAUGUCUGGAACAUCACUGAGUUUCUCGCCCAAUACACCGGACUACGCCCAAACACUGUGGUACAACGUCUCCCAAACAGUUGGCUGUGGUGGACCCAAGGACGAUACCGCUACAGUACUCUCCUGCGUACGAUCUAAGGACACAUCAGCCCUACUAGCUGCUGCUGCGAAGGUGCCAGCACUUUCCACGCAAGCUCUAGCUCAAGCGACUUUCCAUCCCACCGUGGACAACAUUACAAUCUUCAAUGACUAUCAGCAAUUGGCCGCCACGGGAAACUUUGCCAGAAUCCCCCUUCUAGCCGGCAAUAACGAUCAGGAAGACGGAUGGUACCGAAUUUCAGGCUGGGCUGCGAAGCUAGGCUUUACCGAUGCUCAAUGGAAUCUUUUCACUGAGCGCGGUUUCACUUGCCCAGUGGCUCUGUCCACCAGGUACAGAGUUCAAUACGGUGUUCCCACGUGGCGCUACCGUUAUUUUGGCGAUUUCGACAAUCUCCGCUUGUAUAACACGAGUGCAGGUCUGAGUUCCAGAGGCAGUGCUGCCUAUCACGGCGUCGAUCUCAACAUCGUAUUUGGUACUGCUGCGGAUAACUCAGGUCUGCCCAAUUCUGCCGCCGAAGACGCUACUAUCAACUAUGUCCAGGGUGCGUAUGCCGCAUUUGCCAGGGACUCGAAGGAAGGGUUGAUCCAGUACGGCUGGCCUGCUUACACAGAAUCCGGCAAGACUCUUGUCGGCUUAGCCUACAACAAUAGUCCGAAACCAACAUUCUUGGAAGCGACCGCAUACGACAAAGCCUGUCCUCCAAAGAACGACCCACUCCCUGGACGUGGAGCAUUUUAA
This is a messenger RNA of Ascochyta rabiei, 1605 nucleotides long. RefSeq lists its product as uncharacterized. Bases 1 to 1605 code for a protein of 534 amino acids. The transcript is spliced from 6 exons. Lineage: Eukaryota; Fungi; Ascomycota; Dothideomycetes; Pleosporales; Didymellaceae. The record is from RefSeq and is a predicted model, not a curated record.